Zingiber officinale is the source of this 2906-nucleotide messenger RNA. RefSeq names its product basic proline-rich protein-like. The coding region runs from base 1 to 2244 and encodes 747 amino acids. NCBI's taxonomy places the organism in Eukaryota, Viridiplantae, Streptophyta, Magnoliopsida, Zingiberales, Zingiberaceae. The transcript has 2 exons. The record is from RefSeq and is a predicted model, not a curated record.
AUGGAAGAAGAGGGUCUUGCUUACAUAACCCCUGAUCCUGGUUCUCCUACUCGCCACCCCGAGCUUUUUUUUCGUACACCUAUAGAGCAAGGAGGACGAAGACCGGUGCUCCAAGAGUCUUCCGGUGAAGCACCUGUGAAAGAAAAAUGCAAGGGGAAGAUGGUGGUCAGUGACAGCUCCCUCGAGAGAAUUGUUACACCAUUUGCUCAAAGGAUUCUUGACGACCCAUUGCCAAAACAUUAUCAGAAUCUCAAUAUUAGAGAAUACUCUGGAACUACUGAUCCGGAAGAUCAUCUUUCCAAAUUUGAGAGUGUGGCUCUACUACAACAGUUUUCUGAUGGGGUUAAGUGUCGAAUGUUCCUUACUACUCUUGGAGGAGCGGCUCAAAGAUGGUUCAAAAGAUUACCAGAAAAAUCUAUCCGGCGCUUCAAAGAUUUUCGUAGAGUGUUUCUUCAUCAUUUUUCUAGUAAUAGAAGAUAUCAUAAAACUCCUUGGAGUCUUUUCUCUAUCAAGCAGGGGUCCAAGGAAAGCAUUAGAGCUUAUAUUAAAUGGUUUAAUCAACUAGCCGUUGAUGUCCCUAAUGUCACCACUGAAAUUUUGGUGAGUGUUUUUUCUCAAGGGCUCAAUGAUAAUGAUUUCUUCAAGGACCUAGUAUGGAAUCCUCCAACUAAUUUUGAUUUAUUAAUUGAGCGAGCUACUAAAUUUAUUAAUGUUGAAGAUGCUCAAACAGCUCGCAAGAAGGAGAAUGUUGUACCUGUCUCGAUUCCAACUAAUGGCCGGUCCACAGCUCCUGUUCAUCUACCUAGGGGACUUCGUGCAACUCCUCCUCCACAUUGUCAACCUGAACUCAAACCUCAAGCAGUGUAUCCACCUCUUGCGUCUCCACCUAUACCAUCACUUCCUCCGAAACCACCGCUUGAGCCGCUUUCGGCACCAGCUCCUCCUCCGCCCGACCCAUCGCCAAUGCCGCCGCCGCCGCCGCCACCUCCAACACCAACGCCACCGACGCUGACACCGAUCCCACCUCCGCCACUCAUGCCGAAACCGCCGCCUGCGACGCCAACUCCGAUCCCGACACCAAUGCCUCCACCUCCUCCACCAAUCCCGCCGAGUCCUCCGCCAGCACCGCCUGCGGUUCCGAAUCCAGCGCCACCGGUAGCUCCACCGAUUCCACCUCCUCCAAUGCCUCCGCCACCUCCAACACCACCGCCACCUCCUCCAAUGCCACCGCCAACUCCACCUCCACCUCCAAAUCCGCCACCGCCAAAUCCACCACCUCCUCCCAUGCCACUGCCGCCAAAUCCACCACCUCCUCCCAUGCCACCUCCCAUGCCACUGUCGCCAAAUCCACCACCUCCACCCAUGCCACCGCCGUUAACUCCACCACCUCCUCCGAAUCCACCGCCUCCUCCCAUCCCUCCACCACCUCCCAUGCCUCCGCCAACGCCACCGCCAACUCCACCGCCUCCUCCCAUCCCUCCACCACCUCCCAUGCCUCCGCCAACGCCACCGCCAACUCCACCGCCUCCUCCCAUGCCUCCACCUCCUCCCAUGCCUCCGCCAACUCCACCGCCUCCUCCCAUGCCUCCGCCAACUCCACCGGGGCUACCUAUGCCUCCACCAAUACCACCACCACCUCCGCCCCCGACUCCUCCGCCAACCCCUCCUCCAAUACCUCCACCUCCUCCUCCAAUGCCACCGCCACCUCCAAAACCACCGCCACCCCCAACUCCUCCACCGCCACCUCCUCCAAAGCCACCGCCACCCCCAACUCCUCCACCGCCAACUCCUCCUCCUCCUCCAAAGCCACCGCCUCCUCCAAUGCCACCACCUGCUCCACCUCCUCCCAGGCCUCCGCCUGCUCCUUUUCCAAUGCCGCCGCCAACUCCACCACCUCCUCCAUUGCCACCGCCACCGCCAACUCCUCCAAUACCUCCACCUCCUCCGCCAAAGCCACCGCCACCUCCAAUGCCACCACCUCCUCCUCCCAGGCCUCCGCCUGCUCCUUUUCCAAUGUCACCGCCACCACCAGCUCCACCUCCUCCUCCAAUUCCACCGCCACCUCCAACUCCUCGACCGAUGCCACCGCCAGCUCCACCUCCUCCCCCAACGCCUCCACCUCGGCCAACUCCACUACCUCGACCAACUACGGCAUGGCUGCCACGUCGGGUUUUACGAGCACAAUCACUACUCUGCCCACCAUCCAACGCAUCACUAGACCUCCCGCCAGAAGCGAUCACAUAGUCCAGAGGCGGCGUCCUCAGCUUCUUCCCUUCCCUUCUCCCACUUCCACCAACAACACAAGCCAAAACCAUUAGAAGGAUCAGUGCUCCCUGCUUCCCCAUCUAGUGACAAUGGCAGAGACAAAUUGGCCGGUGCAACUGCGAAGGCCGUAGAAGGCAGAUCAUAAAUAUAAGUUCUCGCGCCAAACAGCAAGUGCUACAUUUUUUGGUGGCAGUUAGCAGCUUAAAUGCAUCUUCUUCCCUCUUGCAUCUUCCGUGAGACCAUUUAAUCUCGCAUUCAUGGCUCCUCCCUUUCUCUGCAUUGGCUUUGGUCAACUUGUGUUGGGAAUAAGCAAAGUAGAAGGGAAGGAGGAUUUGGAGAUUGUGACAACAGCCGCUCGCAGUCUGGAAAGACGAAAGGAUGCCACUUUAAUUUAGCUCCACCACCAAUGCCUUUCAUGGAGUUUAAUGGGAUUUGCUUUCUGGUGGACGUUAGAGAAGAGCAGUCAAAUACUUUAAUUUCUGUUUGCCUUAGCUACGAUGGAUGAGCUGUGAAUCGAGAGGAGACGAAGGUGAUGGCGAUCGAUGGGGCCAGCGGUGAGGUUGAGCAGGCCCAGACUCUGGGAGCCGGUGGUGGCAUGAGUGGGGAGAGUGUGGCGCUUUGUACGUAGUUUGGGAGCCUUU